Messenger RNA from Leguminivora glycinivorella, 1622 nucleotides. RefSeq lists its product as uncharacterized. The transcript is spliced from 4 exons. Lineage: Eukaryota; Metazoa; Arthropoda; Insecta; Lepidoptera; Tortricidae. The coding region runs from base 210 to 845 and encodes 211 amino acids. The record is from RefSeq and is a predicted model, not a curated record.
UAAAUGCAUAUUACACACAUAUUAGACAAAACGAUACAGAAUAUGAGGUACACGGACCUUUGCCAAGCGAUAAUAACGCAAAACAGAUAAAUUCAGAAAAAUACCGAGAUGUAAUAAAUCCAGCAACGCCAAUAUAUAAUAAUGCAGCUACCACAGACACUAGCAUAAAUACAGAUUCCACAAAUAAACAAAACGAUACAAAAAUAGAUAUGAAUGUAGAUUCACAAUAUGAGAUACAUGGACCUUUAGCACGCGAUAGUUACGACGCAGAUGUGAUAGAAGAAAAUAAUAAUAUAGCAAGGAGUAAAGAUUUAAGGCAAUUCGAUUACUCGCAUGACCAAUUGACUGUAAGGAACAUAAUAGAAACACAAACGCUGUCAUCGUUUAGAACAACUAGUUUGGAUUUUCUGCGGGAGAUGUUGGGUAGAAACCUUGAUCACCCCAACCCCGCUCCCCAGCACAUAGGCCAGCUGAACAAGGACCUAAUGCUGCCAGUAACCCAAAAGCUGUUUAGGUUAGAAGACUACUACGAUCCUUUGUCGGCGGAUAAGACGAUAAGGGAGGACUUCACUAGUUGUGAGUCGCAGAGAGUCCAAUGUAUCUCUAAUACGGACUACAAUUUAGCAGUAUGCGUUAUAGACAUGACUAUUCCAGAGUCAGUCGAAGCAACACUGAGAGUGAAGGGAUUUCACAGUAUGUGCGAAGUGACGUACAGAAACUGUCUGAAACGAUACGAGCUUACCGGAAAAAAUUAUGCAGAUCAUUAUUCUGAAGACUACCUGGAAUUUUUCCACUACGGCUGGUGUCAACAAUGUUUUAACUUGAUAGAUAACUGUCCCGGCUAAAUUUUGUAAAACGUUCCACUUUGUCUAUUGCUAUAAAGCAUUGUCAGUUUAUUCAUAUAAAGUUACAAAAUAUCGUCUUUAUGUUAGGCAACAAAGUAGGAUGUUACUGAAAAGUAAUACUAAUUCUGAUAAGAUAUUAAAUGAAUAUUGUAAUGAAAACCAAGACAAUCUAACAAACACGACGACAGCUGCGCCCCAACCAUAGCACAAACACAAAAUACAACGACUUGCUACCGCCCAAAGCGCCGAGCGGCGACACCGGUUUAGUUACCAAAAAACCCGCUAGAUGGCGCUGACCGCAUCCCAUAGAAUUCGUACAUCGCGGUGUAAAAUUUUUUCCCGAUUUGGUUAGGCUCGCCGGUUGAAACUUGUUAUGUAUCGAAUCAUAGGAAUACAAAUUCCGACAUAAUAGCCCCCUGCUUCCCUCUGGGAACUACGCGCUAUUAUUGAGGACUAUCCUAAACGUGCUUCCGCUCCAGUCCUCACUCUAACUGGCUGGGGAACUCGUCUUCGUUCUGAGUUAUAAGCUUGUAUCGUACGUGUUAUUGAACAUAAUACACACCUCUCACGUCAUUUCGGCUUUCCCUUCUCUCCCCGCGCGCACCCCCGCUACAAUAAAUAUUCAAUAUAAAAUUUACGUUACGUUUGGCUUGCAUUCUUCCACAUACCAUCAAAGUCGCCAGUCUGCCGGUGUUUUACAGGUUGCACGGGUUGUUUUACGUGGGCGACGGUCGCGCGACCGUCGCCGUCGCGUUUUCAUGCUUCCAUAUCGAUAAG